AUGGCACCAAUCGCAAUAUCACCAGAACUCGGCCCUACGCGGCUACAUGAUGUGACACCGCAGUCGCUGGGCUCAUAUGAGGGCUAUGAUCAUGUACAUUGGUAUGUCGGAAACGCCAAGCAAGCGGCGGCCUUUUACACAUCCCGUAUGGGCUUCUCAAGAGUAGCAUAUCGAGGACUAGAGACUGGCUCUCGGCAUCUCGCAUCGCACGUUGUCAAGAACGGGAACGUGUGCUUCGUCCUGACUUCGCCUAUACAUGCGCCGAAUACCAGACUUCCGCUCAGCGAUGCCGAAAGAGCAGAGCUGCGAAAAGUUCACGAUCAUCUGGAGGCACAUGGAGAUGCAGUGCAUGAUGUCGCUUUCCGCGUGGACGAUGCUGCAGCAGUGUACAAAGCCGCCGUUAAGCGAGGUGCUUCUAUCGUGUCACCACCCAAGGUCUCUUCGGAUGACAAUGGGUCAGUAACGACGGCAUGCAUCCGAACAUACGGCGACACCACGCACACCCUUAUUGAGCGUUCGUCAUAUCCGACAGACCUGUUCCUUCCAGGAUAUCGAAAAGUCACGGCCGUUGACCCAUCAGCCAAAUACUUGCCCUCAAUAAAUCUGUCACACAUCGAUCACGUUGUUGGAAAUCAAGACUGGGACUCAAUGGAGGCAGCUUGCGACUACUACGAAAAGACGCUUGGCUUCCACCGCUUCUGGUCCGUCGACGACAAAGACAUUUGCACCGACUUCUCAGCGCUGAAAUCCGUCGUCAUGGCAUCGGCAGACGAGAAGAUCAAGAUGCCCAUCAAUGAGCCUGCCGUUGGGAAGAAGAAAUCCCAGAUAGAAGAAUACGUCGACUUCUAUGGCGGCGCUGGCGUGCAACACAUUGCGCUCCGCACGAAAGACAUCAUCGAAACUGUACAUAAUAUGAUGGAGCGAGGUGUCGAGUUCAUCUCCGUUCCGUCAACAUAUUAUACGAAUAUGAAGGAAAGGCUGGCCAAGUCCGGUCUGAAACUGGACGAAGACUUUGCUCGUCUGCAAGAACUGGGCAUUCUGAUCGAUUUCGAUGAAGGCGGGUAUCUGCUGCAGCUGUUCACGAAGCAUUUGAUGGAUCGGCCGACGGUGUUCGUGGAGAUUAUAUAUAGGAAUAAUUUUGAGGGCUUUGGGGCGGGCAACUUCAAGAGCUUGUUCGAGGCGAUUGAGAGGGAGCAGAUGGAGAGAGGAAAUUUGUGA
Molecule: messenger RNA, 1218 nt
Organism: Cyphellophora attinorum
Lineage: Eukaryota; Fungi; Ascomycota; Eurotiomycetes; Chaetothyriales; Cyphellophoraceae
Product: 4-hydroxyphenylpyruvate dioxygenase
Exons: 1
Coding region: 1-1218 (405 amino acids)
Biological process (GO): L-tyrosine catabolic process
Molecular function (GO): 4-hydroxyphenylpyruvate dioxygenase activity
Source: RefSeq, a predicted model, not a curated record